GAUAUACUAUCUCCCGCCGAUUACCCCCAUCAAGGCGGAAAGGAUUGCACGUCUGAUAAGGCCUUGCAGCGAGGAGACCAUCCAGGUCCCUGUAGAAUGCUCGCUAUUCAUUUUGGGACGAUAGCCACUGGCGAUUCCGUCAUUAAAGAAGCGAGUUUGAGAGACAAGUACGCUAAUGACCCGGAGCUGAACAUUCUAUAUUUUGAGAUGGAGGCGGCAGGCUUGAUGAACAAUUUUCCCUGCCUGGUCAUUCGUGGAAUCGGUGAUUAUUGUGAUUCACACACAAACAACAACUGGCACAAAUAUAACACUCUGCCAGCAGCCUCAUAUGCAUGGGAGCUACUAGAAAUUCUGAAUCCAAAAAGCAUCAUACAUUUGCCUUCAUUGGCUGUCGCUCUUGGAGAUAAUUAG
Talaromyces proteolyticus is the source of this 411-nucleotide messenger RNA. RefSeq lists its product as uncharacterized. The transcript has a single exon. Lineage: Eukaryota; Fungi; Ascomycota; Eurotiomycetes; Eurotiales; Trichocomaceae. Gene Ontology annotation, molecular function: catalytic activity. Gene Ontology annotation, biological process: nucleoside metabolic process. The annotation marks the transcript as partial. The record is from RefSeq and is a predicted model, not a curated record.